GCUAUGAUUUCUCAGUUAAAAUUGGUGAAAAACUUUAGAAAUAGGCGACUAUUAAACAGAUUUUACAGUAUAUCCAGUAGCACUUACGAUACAGACAUAGAAUUUAGUAAUGGACGAAAGAUAACAAUAAGAACUGGACAUUUAGCAAAAUUCUCUGAUGGAUGUGCAAUUGUUAAAAGUGGCGAUACUGCAGUUAUGUGCACAGCUAUCAGCAAACAAAAACCAUCAAGUAGCUCAUUUCUGCCAUUAACAGUGGAUUAUAGGUUAAAAAGUGCUGCAGCUGGACGAAUACCAACGAAUUUUAUGAGACGUGAAAUGGGAACAUCUGAAAGGGAAAUCCUCUCUGCACGUCUUGUGGAUAGAACAAUUAGACCAUUAUUCUCAAAAGACUAUAGAUGUGAUACACAGCUUGUAUGCAAUGUCCUGUCAGUUGAUUCUAUGAAUAAACCAGACGUGCAUGCUAUAAAUGCAGCUUCAGCUGCUUUACAUAUCAGUGACAUCCCUUGGAAUGGUCCUGUUGGAGCUAUUAGAAUGGGAAUGAUAAACAACGAGCUGAUAGUGAAUCCAACAAGAAGAGAAUUGCAGCAUUCAAGCCUUGAUCUAAUUGUAGCAGCAACAAAGCAAAAUUUAGUCGUUAUGUUGGAAGGAAAAGGUGACUUGGUGCUACUUCCAGAUCUCCUAAAAGCAAUAAAACAAGGAACAAAAGAAGCACAAAUAAUCAUUAACAAAAUAGAGCAAAUGCGAAAGGAACUGCCAAUAACAAAAGCAAAACGAGCAAAACUGGAGUUAAAAACACUUUCACAAGAAGCAAUGGAAGCAGUUAAAGCUACAAGUUCAAUGCGAUUAAAGGAUAUAUUCAGGAACGUGUCACAUGAUAAAUUAAGCAGAGAUAAUGCAGUAAAUGUAUUAAGACAAGAAGUUACCUCAUCAGUUUGGUCAAGCUUUCCAGACAGCGACAUUAAUCAAAUAACUGAGGAAUUCAAUAAAGUCACGAUCUUGUCAUUCAGAGAAUUUGUGCUGGAUGAAAAUAUCCGAUGUGAUGGACGUGGAUUUGAUGACUUGAGAAAAAUUACCUGUGAAGUUGAUGUUUUUAAGCCACUUCAUGGAUCAGCAAUAUUCACAAGAGGACAAACUCAAGUUUUCUGUUCAGUCACGCUAGAUUCCAAGGAAAGUGCUUUAAAGCUCGAUUCCUUAAAUGCUCUGGAAAGUGGAAUUAAAGAGAAAAACUUUUUUGUUCAUUAUGAAUUCCCACCAUACGCAGUUGGUGAAAUUGGCAAAAUUGGUGCUGUAAAUCGACGAGAACUUGGGCAUGGUGCAUUAGCUGAAAAGGGCUUAGUUCCAAUAAUUCCACAAAAUUCACCAUUCACAAUUCGAUUAAAUUCUGAAGUUUUGGAAUCUAAUGGAUCAAGUUCAAUGGCAACAGUUUGUGGCGGAUCCUUAGCACUAAUGGAUGCAGGUAUACAGAUUUCAGCUCCUGCUGCUGGUGUGGCUAUUGGAUUAAUAACAAAGUAUAAUAAUGAUGAUACAAAGCACAUUGAGGAUUAUCGAAUAUUGACAGAUCAGCUUGGUAUUGAAGAUUAUAUGGGCGAUAUGGACAUGAAAGUGUCAGGAACUAAGAAAGGAAUAAGCUCAAUACAGACAGACUUGAAAAUUCCAGGAAUUCCAUUAAAAAUCGUCAAUGAAAGUCUACAAAAGUCUGUGGAUGCAAAGUCUAAAAUAAUUGACAUUCUUCGUGCCUGUAUAGACUCACCGAGACUCGAUAAAAAAGAAUCGUGGCCAGUAAGUGAAGUAAUGAAGGUUGAGCCACAUCAAAGAUCUAAAAUUAUUGGACCUGGCGGGGUUCAUGUCAAGCAUAUGUUCCUUGAAACUGGUGUACAAAUGACUCAAAUUGAUGAAAAUUCAUUCAGUAUCUUUGCUCCAUCAAAAAGUGCUAUGGACGAGGCAAAAGAGUAUAUCCAGAAGCUAUUAGAAAAGGAUCGUGUGCCUGAUUUAGAUUUUGGUGGAAUUUAUACUGCAAAGAUAGUCGAAUUAAGAGAUAUUGGAGUUAUGAUUACUUUAUAUCCAAGCAUGCCACCAACACUUCUUCAUAAUUCACAGCUUGACAUGCGAAAAGUCGCACAUCCAUCAGCAUUGGGUCUAGAAGUUGGUCAAGAGAUAUCUGUAAAAUAUUUUGGACGUGAUCCAGUUUCUGGUUUAAUGAGAUUAUCAAGAAAAGUUUUACAAAGUCCUGCAUCUGGAAAAAUUAGGAAUCUAGACAGAAAUAGUAGCUCAACAUUGCCAGAAAAAGAGAAAUAGAUGAAUAAAAGAAAGUUUACUUAAUAAAUAUAUUAGCUGUAAAAUUA
Molecule: messenger RNA, 2342 nt
Organism: Chironomus riparius
Lineage: Eukaryota; Metazoa; Arthropoda; Insecta; Diptera; Chironomidae
Source: the annotation of a GenBank genome assembly